Pelobates fuscus (common spadefoot toad) is the source of this 2185-nucleotide messenger RNA. RefSeq names its product baculoviral IAP repeat containing 2 (gene BIRC2). Lineage: Eukaryota; Metazoa; Chordata; Amphibia; Anura; Pelobatidae. Gene Ontology annotation, molecular function: ubiquitin protein ligase activity; cysteine-type endopeptidase inhibitor activity involved in apoptotic process. The transcript is spliced from 8 exons. The record is from RefSeq and is a predicted model, not a curated record. Bases 269 to 2074 code for a protein of 601 amino acids. Gene Ontology annotation, biological process: negative regulation of necroptotic process; positive regulation of protein ubiquitination; negative regulation of apoptotic process. Gene Ontology annotation, cellular component: nucleus; cytoplasm.
AUUCAGGUCGGUCUGAACAGACUGCUGUUCCUAUUGUUCUAGAGUAGCCCAUGGCUAAAACUAAAUGCUUGCUGUUGUAGGCCACAGCUUUGUACCAGUAGGAUACUUGUCUCAGCAGGCAGAAAUCUUUUAUUGGAAACAAUAAAUUGCUGAGCUAUAAAGCUAGUGUACAUUUAGUUGCAACUGCCCACAUUUUAAUUGGAUAUUUGCACAUGACUAACUCCCAGAGAGAGAUUUCCCCGACCUUUUUUUUCUGCUCUCUUAUAUCAUGGAAGUUUUAAACAGGAGUCCAUACCUGGCAAACCUUCUAAAAUCAAACCCCAACUUGGGUCAAAUACAGUACGACUAUUCUUGCGAACUCUAUCGCAUGUCAACAUAUUCUAAGUUUCCAAGCAACGUACCAGUGUCUGAACGAAGUCUUGCCAAAGCUGGUUUUUAUUACACUGGUGUAGAUGACAAAGUUAAAUGCUUUACUUGUGGACUGAUGCUUGACAACUGGAAAAAAGGAGACAAUGCGGCUGAAAAACAUAAAAAGUUAUACCCAAGUUGCACUUUCAUCCAGAAUGCACCAGCAGUAAAUCUUGGGUCAUCUUAUUCUGCCUUUUCCCCUCUGACUUCUCUGGCCAGUCAACCACCGUCUGCCUGUUCUGAUGUGGAAGUUCAAUACAUUAAUCAAAGCUAUAUGAGUUUUCCUCAAGAAUCGGUUGCAUCAAGAGCUGUUGAAGAUCGGUCCCACCUUAGAAUUAAUGAGUCCAUUUCCCACAUGGCCACAGAAGAAGCUAGACUUCACACUUUCACUACUUGGCCACUGACUUUUCUUGAUUCAACUGAACUUGCUAAGGCUGGAUUUUACUACAUAGGACCAGGGGACAAAGUCUGUUGCUUUGCCUGUGAUGGGAAAUUAAAUAACUGGGAACCAAAAGAUAAUGCCAUGUCAGAGCAUCGACGACAUUUCCCAGAAUGUCCAUUUGUAAAAAGCAGUAGUUCAAGAGUACCAAGGUUCAGUGUUUCCAAUGUGAGCAUGCAGACCUCAUCCUCUCGCCUGAAAACCUUUGUUAAUUGGCCAUCCAGAAUCCCAGUAACACCCAAAAAGCUAUCGGAAGCUGGAUUUUAUUAUGUUGGACGGAAUGAUGAUGUAAAGUGCUUUUGUUGUGAUGGUGGCCUCAGAUGUUGGGAGUCUGGAGAUGACCCAUGGGUUGAGCAUGCUAAAUGGUUUCCCAGAUGUGAAUUCUUAUUGCAUAUAAAAGGUCAGACUUUCAUUAAUGAAAUCCAAGAAAAAUAUCCACAUCUCCUUGAUCAGUUACUUUCAAGUUCCGAUAUACAGAACAAUGAAGCACAGUACCAACCAAUUAUCCGUUUGGGAACUGACACCAGCCCGGAAGAUGAUGUUAUGAUGAACACAGAAGUAGUUCUGACUGCCCUGGAAAUGGGUUUUAAUAGAAGAUUAGUCAAGCAGACUGUACAAAGUAAGAUGUUAACAAGUGGAGAAAACUACAAAGAUAUUGCUCUGCUCAUAUCUGAUAUUCUAAGUGCCCAAGACGAGCAGACUGAAGAGGAACGUGACAGACAAGCAGAAGAAACAACAUCAGAUGAAAUCAUUGUGAUCAGAAAAAGUCGAGUCGCUCUGUCACAACGCUUGACCUGCUCACUUCUCAUUCUGAACGACCUUCAUUCAUCUCAUAUCAUAACCACACCUGAAAACGAGUCCAUAAAGCAAAAAACCCCACCUGCUCUGCAAGCACAAGAACUGAUCGAAACCAUUCUAGCAAGAGGGAAAAAUGCAGUUCUAGCAUUCAAAAACUGUCUUAAGGAAUAUGAUGCAGACCUUUACAAGGAAUUAUAUUUGGAACAGUCUUUAAAAUUAUCGGAUGACUAUUCAGAUCUACCUGUAGAAGAACAGUUAAGAAGGCUCCAAGAAGAAAGAACAUGCAAGAUUUGCAUGGACCAGGAAGUCUCUAUUGUUUUUAUCCCUUGUGGACAUUUAGUAGUGUGUAAGGACUGUGCUCCGUCUCUCAGAAAAUGCCCAAUUUGCAGAGGCACCACCAAAGGCACAGUGCGGACAUUUCUUUCAUAAGCCGGAGCUUAUGUGUAAAUCUUCCAUGUAAUAAUGUCUCCCAAGCUUCGAAAACUGCCUCUAACUUUUGUUUUAAUAUGCAUCAAUAAAAACAGCCUGCGUUCUUUGCAA